AUGGCCGAAUCAUGUGCAAACCCCCUUUUGCUGGACUGGAUCAAAGAAUGGCUCGACCAGGCCCGGGAACGCAACUCCAAGGGCUUCACAGUCUACAAAAAGGCAUAUGAGUCUAUGAAGGCCUGCCCACUGGAGUUUAGCCAUCCGUCAGAAGCUAUACAGCUGAACGGCCUGGGCCCCAAACUGUGCGACAGGCUUACGGAGAAGUUGAAGGAGCACUGCGAGCAGAAUGGCCUUCCUAUGCCCGAGCCACCGAAUAGAAGGCGCCCCAAUCAGAAACGACAGUCCGGAGAUGACCUUCCAGAUCAAGAACAGCCGACUAAGAAGCCCAGAAAGGUUAAGCCAUAUAUUCCUGCUUUGCGCUCUGGGGCAUACGCUCUGGUUUUAGGCCUGUCCACACUAGAUGAAAACUCACCGCAUGGAAUGACCAAAGCCCAGCUGAUAGAAGCAGCUCAACCGCAUUCUGAUUCCUCCUUCACAGCUCCUAGCGACCCCACAAAAUUCUAUACCGCGUGGAACUCGAUGAAAACUCUGAUCCAAAAAGAACUUGUCUACGAACACGGACGACCUCUGAGGAAGUAUGCCCUGACAGAAGAAGGCUGGGAAUGUGCAAAGAGGAUUCGGAACACGAGCACAGUAGGCUUACCUGUACAAAGUCAGCAGGCCUUGCCUCGUGAGCCACCGGUUUCCACAUCCAGCAGUAAUAUACAAAUCAAAGAGAAUACAGGGUCAGUUUUCAAUGCCAGUUCCAGAACCUCUGCCGACAAUAUUGAUAUCGAAAUUCUGGAUGACCUGGAACUGUCCGCAACUUCACGGAGCCAGCACCAGACGCGCCCCAAAAGCUCCACCCGAACAACAAAACCCGUCGUGUUAACUCCUGGUACUUUCACGAUCGAACUCAUAUUAGACUCCCGUGAGGUCCGUGCAAAGAAUGAUCGAGACUAUAUAUCGAAAGAGCUAGAGACAAAAGGCAUUACGACACAAGUGCGGGCACUUGAGCUUGGUGAUGCAAUGUGGGUAGCAAAAUGCAAGGACCCUAGUUUCCUAGCUCGACUUGGUGAAGAAGGCGAUGAAGUGAUGCUCGAUUGGAUAGUAGAGCGCAAGCGACUUGACGAUUUGAUAGGAUCUAUCAAAGACGGUCGAUUCCAUGAGCAGAAGUUCCGUCUUCGCCGCAGUGGCAUUUCCAAUGUGGUAUAUCUCAUAGAGGAGUUUGCAGUCUCACACCCAUCCUCAACAGCGGCCGGACACAUGCCGAACUAUCAAGACUCAGUAGCCUCGGCUAUUGCUUCAACUCAGGUCAUCAAUGGCUACUUUGUUAAGAAAACCAAGAAUCUAGACGACACCAUACGAUAUCUCGCGCGAAUGACAUUCCUCUUGCGCAAGAUGUACGAAACUCCUGGUUCUGUCUCUUCGUCGUCCUUCUCGACGGGAAAUAGAUCCAGUCAACCAAGCAGCAGCAACGUGAAACCUAAAUCCGUAGCACUUAUUCCUAGCUCCAAUCUCUCAUCGUCCGAAUCCUAUCUCACUACCCUCCGCGAUCUUCGUUCCGGGGGCAGCAGCAACACUUCAUCCGAAAAUACAACAUACGGGGUAUCAUUCUCUUCCUUCUCGGCCCUAACAUCCAAAUCCGACACACUCACAUUACGAGACGUAUUUCUCAAAAUGCUCAUGUGCACCAGAGGCGUGACAGGCGACAAAGCGUUGGAACUACAGCGACACUGGCGCACGCCUCGAGAGUUCAUGGAAGCAUUCGAAUCCGUGGCUUCUUCUAGCCAUCAUUCUUUGGCUUUGAGCCCUCAGGAAGUAGCGAAGGCGAAAGAGAAAAUGAUUACGGACAGAAUGGGGAAUUUGAUCGCGAAGAAGAAAAUCGCAGGUGCUUUGAGCAAGAAGGUGGUUGAAGUAUGGGGCGAGAGGGAUUGA
Talaromyces atroroseus is the source of this 1920-nucleotide messenger RNA. RefSeq names its product Crossover junction endonuclease mus81. Gene Ontology annotation, molecular function: crossover junction DNA endonuclease activity; 3'-flap endonuclease activity; DNA binding. Gene Ontology annotation, biological process: resolution of meiotic recombination intermediates; mitotic intra-S DNA damage checkpoint signaling; DNA catabolic process. The coding region runs from base 1 to 1920 and encodes 639 amino acids. The record is from RefSeq and is a predicted model, not a curated record. The transcript is spliced from 3 exons. Gene Ontology annotation, cellular component: Holliday junction resolvase complex; nucleus. NCBI's taxonomy places the organism in Eukaryota, Fungi, Ascomycota, Eurotiomycetes, Eurotiales, Trichocomaceae.